GAGGAGGCGGAGGAAAAAAAAAAAACAAAACCCAAAACACACGGGCUAGCAAAGAGCCGUCAUGAAACCGACCCAAAGAGCUCAUCUACCAGCGGAAUUCACAAUGUGUGGCGUUCAGAUUCGGCGGUGAAUUAGUUCCAGACACGGGGAAACCAAACUAAAGUGUUUUUUUUACACCAUGAAUUUAAGAGGACUCUUUCAGGACUUCAAUCCCAGUAAGUUCCUGAUCUACUCCUGUCUGCUGCUCUUCUCCGUGCUGCUGUCCUUGAGGCUGGAUGGGGUCAUCCAGUGGAACUACUGGGCUGUGUUCACCCCAAUAUGGCUGUGGAAGCUGUUGGUCAUCAUCGGGGCCUCCGUGGGCACCGGAGUCUGGGCACACAACCCCCAGUACAGGGCCGAAGGGGAGACGUGUGUGGAGUUCAAAGCCAUGCUGAUCGCCGUGGGACUCCACGUCCUGUUGCUGAUGUUCGAGGUGUUGGUGUGCGACCGCGUGGAGAGAGGGAACUACUUCUGGCUUCUCGUCUUCAUGCCCCUCUUCUUCGUGUCGCCCGUUUCUGUGGCAGCUUGCGUCUGGGGGUUUAGACACGACCGCUCCCUCGAGCUGGAGGUGUUGUGUUCAGUUAACAUUCUCCAGUUCAUCUUCAUCGCUCUGAGGCUGGACAAGAUCAUCAACUGGCCUUGGCUGGUGGUGUGCGUCCCGCUGUGGAUCCUGAUGUCCUUCCUGUGCCUUGUCGUCCUCUACUACAUCAUCUGGUCCGUCCUCUUCCUCCGCUCCAUCGACAUCAUCGCGGAGCAACGGCGAACUCACAUCACCAUGGCGAUCAGCUGGAUGACCAUCGUCGUGCCCCUCCUCACCUUCGAGAUCCUUCUGGUGCACAAGCUGGACGGCCACAACAGUCUGAGCUACGUGUGUGUGUUCGUCCCCCUCUGGCUCUCCCUGCUCACGCUCAUGGCCACCACGUUUGGUCAGAAGGGAGGGAACCACUGGUGGUUUGGCAUCCGCAAGGACUUCUGCCACUUCCUGUUGGAGCUCCUCCCCUUCCUGCGAGAGUACGGCAACGUGUCCUACGACCUCCAGCGCAGCGAGGACCCCGAGGCGGCCGAGGAUCUGCCCGUCCCCGAGCCGCCGCCGAAGAUCGCCCCCAUGUUCCACAAGAAGACCGGCGUGGUGAUCACGCAGAGCCCCGGGAAAUACUUCGUCCCGCCGCCUAAACUCUGCAUCGACAUGCCGGACUAAAGCGCAGCGUCAGAGCUGGAGGGACGGGGGCUGCUGUAUGGAUGUGUUCAACUCACCGAGCCCAAACAGCAGAGGACACUGUGUUUGGUUUUUAAAAUCUGCUGUCCUGAAGGAUCUGGUCCCCCUCACCUAAAACUCUGCAUCAGCAUGGCGGGCCAGAGUGACACAUUAGAGCCAGAUACGGCCACGGAUUACUAACGGAUCCAGAAUCCUCACAACACCGGCCGUCUGAAGGUAAAGACUGCCUGACUCUGUCGAGGAUUGAAAGGUGGAACCAAAAGAAAGGACUGCUUUGUUUUUCACCUGCUUAAUCCUAAUUGUAUCCAUUCUGAAAAAGGAUAUUUCGGGGGGGGGGGGGAGAGAACUGACCACAGAAGCGUCUCCGAUGAGACAUAACUGACGAGCUGGAUCUGCGUGGACUCCAGUGUUUGACUCUGUACCGGCAGUAGAUCUUUAGCUGUAGGUUCGGACUCGAGGACGAUGCUUGCCUUGGCUUUGUGAUGGGGACCAUUUGAAGAGACUUUCUAGCUUUGGGAUCAGUGUAACCCUUUAUCGAUCCUGUUCUCACUUUUUGACCAUGCAGGUGGAGAAAACAAGGUGGGAGGGGUGGGGUUGCAGUUAAAGGAAGGGUUAACUCUUUGUUCCAGGUCUGUCUUAGUGCAACGCUUCCAUGCCCACAUGUAUACUGAAAGCAUUACUGGUAGCUGUGAUUAUUCCUCAUGUCCGUACCGGCUGUGGAGAGAUCUCUUCCUAACUCCAUAACAAUUUAAGAGACUUUGGGGGGCGCG
Molecule: messenger RNA, 2025 nt
Organism: Dicentrarchus labrax (European seabass)
Lineage: Eukaryota; Metazoa; Chordata; Actinopteri; Moronidae
Gene: tmem185a
Product: transmembrane protein 185
Exons: 7
Coding region: 179-1237 (352 amino acids)
Source: RefSeq, a predicted model, not a curated record